AUGAAGAAUGAUCUUUUGAAUCAUCUUCCUCCGCCACCUUUAUUUACGAUUCGCCCACCACCUAAACCGCCAGGAUCUUUGUUUGAAAAUUUUCAAACCAUUGAAAUUUUAAAUGGUCGAUGUGUACGACCUUCAUUGAAUCUUUUAAAUAUUUCAUCAUCUUCAGCAACGAUUCUUCAUAAAAAUGUAGAAUCAAUUAAUUGGUUAAACAUUUUUCUUCUCGUUUUGGCUGUAAUUAGUGUCAUUUUUUGUAUUAUUAUUGCUAUAUUUAUUUUUAUUUGUCUCAAAAAAUUAAGAAAAGAAAAAAAGCAAUAUAAAAAUUGUAUUAUGUCUACUUCAUUAACAUCAAGACAUCACCAGCAACAUCAUAAUAUUGAGGCGUGUACCAGAACGGGUGAACACUACAAGUGUAUAAAAGACGCUUUCCAUUGUUGUGAUGAUUAUUAUUCUCAUCGAUUAAUACCAAUGAAAGAUAGUUCUUCUAAUUGUAUGCAAAAAUCAAAUGAAAUUCUUCAAUCUUCAACGAUAGAAAACGUUAUUGACGAUCAAUAUUCUUUACAAAAUCAUCAAUAUGAAUGCAUACCUGACUAUAUAUUAACAAUGACUCGUCAUCGUCAUCCUCCAAUAGUUUGUCAUCAUUCACAUCAAUUAUAUAAUCAGACAAAUAAUAUUUGUACUAUACCAUAUGCUAGCUUUUCUCGGUCAUAUCUUAUACCUCAAGCAGUAGCAACAACGAAUACGAGUGAUAGUAGUCAAUGUACAUGUUCAUCUACGCCUUUAACAACAGUUCCUCAUGAAGAAUCAUCAACACCUUUACUUGCUUCAAUGAUAUCGAAUGACUCGAAUAAGAUAAGAGCAACAUCAUCUCCAAAAUCAACGAUGAUUGGAUGGACAAGAAGAAAUCCGUCUUCGUCAACAAAACGAAAAUCAAAUGAACAACAAUACAGUUUUCUAUCUCAAUUACGUAAAUCUUCUAUACUAUAA
This is a messenger RNA of Rotaria socialis, 984 nucleotides long. The record is from the annotation of a GenBank genome assembly. NCBI's taxonomy places the organism in Eukaryota, Metazoa, Rotifera, Eurotatoria, Philodinida, Philodinidae.